AUGGGUCUGAAGGAGAAAAAGUUUGCUGUGUCAUCUCUUACUAUUUUCUAUGGCUCCAUCAUUGUAUAUGUCUUCAGCCAAAAAGAGUUUCAGGAGACUACUCUGCUGGAGUGGGGAAAGAACCUCUGCAAUCCUCAACAGCAAGGAUGCAUUACAAAGAUAGGGAAACCUACCACUUCCCAUCCCUUUAUUUCAGUCAUUCUGAUCAAGGACAUCAGCUCUGCGCCCAUCAUCUUGUCCAUGGGAUGCCGGUGUCCAUCUCAUUCCCACACAUACUCCCAAGUUCCCGAACAUGCUGUUUUGGAGCCUACUACAGAUUAUGCAUUUGAGAUGGCUAUUUCAAAUAUCAGAUACGGAGAAGGAGUUACUAAAGAAAUUGGCAUGGACCUGCAGAAUAUGGGCGCUAGAAAAGUCUGUGUGGUGACAGAUAAGAAUCUUUGCAAGCUCCCCCCAGUAAAAAUGGUAUUGAAUUCCCUUGCAAAAAAUGGUAUAAACUUUCAAAUGUACGAUAAUGUCAGGGUGGAGCCGACUGAUCAGAGUUUCAUAGAUGCUAUCUCAUUUGCUAAGAAGGGAGGGUUUGAUGCUUACAUCGCUGUCGGUGGCGGUUCUGUAAUAGACACUUGUAAAGCAGCCAACCUGUAUGCAUCCAGCCCUGAAUCAGAGUUCCUGGAUUAUGUCAAUGCUCCCAUUGGAAAAGGGAAGACUGUUACAGUGCCCCUUAAGCCACUCAUUGCAGUUCCUACAACAGCUGGAACUGGAAGUGAAACCACUGGUGUUGCCAUUUUUGACUACAAAGAACUGAAAGUAAAAACUGGCAUUGCCUCAAGAGCCCUUAAGCCCACAUUGGGUAUGAUUGAUCCUCUGCACACUUUGUCUAUGCCAGAGAGAGUAGUGGCCAAUACUGGCUUUGAUGUGCUUUGCCACGCCUUAGAAUCAUACACAGCUCUUCCUUAUAAGAUGCGCAGUCCUUGCCCUUCAAAUCCAAUCAACCGGCCGGUUUACCAGGGAAGCAAUCCGAUCAGUGAUGUCUGGGCUCUCCAUGCACUGCGUAUUGUGGCAAAAUAUUUGAAAAGAGCCAUCAGAGACUCUGAAGACCAUGAAGCAAGGGCUAAUAUGCACUUAGCAAGUGGUUUUGCCGGUAUUGGUUUUGGAAAUGCAGGUGUUCAUCUUUGCCAUGGAAUGUCUUACCCUAUUUCUGGCUUGGUGAAGAAUUACAAAGCAAAGGAUUAUAACGUGGAUCAUUCUCUAGUGCCACAUGGACUUUCGGUGGUGCUCACAUCACCAGCAGUGUUUGCUUUCACGGCGCAAAUGCACCCUGAGCGGCACUUGGAGGCUGCAGAGAUACUAGGAGCUGACAUCCGCACUGCCAGAAUCAAAGAUGCAGGGCUUAUUUUGGCAGACACGCUCCGGAAAUUCUUGUUUGAUCUGAAUGUUGAUGAUGGCUUAACUGCACUUGGUUACUCUAAAGCUGAUAUCCCUGCACUAGUCAAAGGCACUCUGCCUCAGGAAAGAGUGACUAAAUUAUCACCACGACCCCAGACUGAAGAAGAUUUAGCUGCUCUCUUUGAGGCUUCCAUGAAAAUGUAUUAGCUUAAAUAUUUUAUAAGUGUGUUCUUUAAUGGCAAAUAUAGAGGUAACUUUUUGUAGACAUAGGAGCUGUACUGACUCUGAUAAUGACAGAAGUUGGACCCUGUCUGUUUAUGUGUAUCACUUCCUGCCAAAAGGUCAAAUAAUUCACAUUCAGCUCAGAUCUGUCUUGUGAUUUAGUAGCUUACUGUGUAAUUUUUAGCUCAGUAAUCAAUGGGCACAUGUAUAUGCGCUAGACAUCUGCUCUGAGGCAUGCUAAUUAGCACAUGGAGCAGACUUGAUGGAGUCUGCUGGAGCGUGCUAAUUAUCACCCUCCAACA
Messenger RNA from Gavialis gangeticus (Gharial), 1907 nucleotides. It is a transcript of the gene ADHFE1, whose product is annotated as alcohol dehydrogenase, iron containing 1. Bases 1 to 1590 code for a protein of 529 amino acids. Lineage: Eukaryota; Metazoa; Chordata; Crocodylia; Gavialidae. The record is from RefSeq and is a predicted model, not a curated record. The transcript has 15 exons. Gene Ontology annotation, cellular component: mitochondrion. Gene Ontology annotation, molecular function: alcohol dehydrogenase (NAD+) activity; metal ion binding.